UUUUAUAUGAGAUACUAUAUUUUAUGUAAAAGUUACUGCUAUUUUCUAAUUUUGAAAUAGAAAACAAGACAAGUAUGCAAACAAACACUAAGCAGUUAAUUUUGCUUCCUGAAAUUGUACUUCAUGUGUAGAGAGAUUAAUGUGGUAGCUGACUUCAUAAUUAGGCCAGUCAUAGCAAAUCUUUGAAUAGGUGAGAGAUCUAUGUUGGGGGAUCUGCCAGUGGAGGCAGUUGUUUGCAAUGGAUGCUUUGCAUUGUGCAUUCUUAGUUGGUUUUUAUUAAUAAAAUCACUUACCAAGAGAAAAAAGGCCCACGUUUUUUUAUCAGGAAACCUGCUAUUGAUUAGUGGUCAAGGCAAAUGAUAAUUCCUAAAUCAAGCAUCAAGAAAUUGCUGCAUAUGUCACAUGCUCUGCCCCAAAUUAUUCCAGGCUGAGAGAGACCUUCAAGCAACUUUGGGCCUUAACAUGAUAACCAAUUGUGCUUCUGCAAAUGAAAUUGCAAAAUUACUGGAUUAAAAAUGUAGAACAACAUGUUGUUGAUAGUUUAACCAGAUGACUGAGUAUCCUGAGUUUCAUUUGUUACAUGGAUUGGAAGCAGGCUUGGAUAGAGGAUGAAAUUAGGGAAAAUAAAUAUGUAUAUGUUGAUUUUUAGUCUUGGAGUGUUGGAAAUGUUAAAUCCUAUGAGCAUUGAGUAAAUGGUUUGGAGUAUUAAGGCGAGUCAGUGCCUAUUCUUACUCUUGGAGAAUCCUGAGGACAUUUAUGCUUCUUAUGAUGAUGGGAGGGGACUGGGUAUAUUGAUUAUUUUGUAUUAUAUAGAAUUUUCACUAUUGGGCUGAAUACCAAUUUUGAGUGCAGAAGAAGGUUUGCUUUUGGUAAUAGGGAAACUGGAUAGGGAAUGUUUUUCUAGAAACCUCACUCUAGCUUGGACCACCAAAAAGUCGGUACCUAAGUAAAAGGUGAAAGAAGCAUGGCUCUAAUUCCUUGAAAUGUAGGAAGGCUGCUUUUUCAUUGGGAGGCCAAUUUUCAAUUUUGAUGCUUUCAUUUCUCCUCCAUUUUAUGUUAUGCAAAUACUACAAUGACAUAAUUGCAAUGUUCAAUGAGACAUAACUCAUACGUUAAUCAUGCUAUUCUUUUUCAAUUUAUUUAUUUGUUUAUUUAUUUCCAUUCUAACAUUCUGAUAUGCAUACAGAGACAUCAUAUUUGGAUCCCAGACUAAACCCAAUUUCAUCCCCCCUUCCCCCUCUUUCACAGGUGUUGCCUUACCCAUAACAAAGACUACAUUGAGAUUUCUAUUUUUAACUGUCAUGCACUUCAUUCCUAGUUCUAAUUGUUGAUUGUUCUUCCAAAAAACUCUGUGAUUUUAGUCUUCUCAUUUUAUCAAGUUCUUGUAUCUUUGGCAUUGUCAAUCUCCUAGCAGUAUCCACUAACCUUAGCUUAGUUCAGAAGCCAUACUUGGAUGUAGAAAUUUUGAGAAUGCUUCUAUGACUAACAAAUGUCAUCUGUCCUUCUAGCCCUGAUUACAUGGGAAUAAUGCUGUUGAUGUGAAAUAUACACCUUUCGAAGUAGACGUUUGGUUUGCCACCAAAACUCCACGUGGAGGAACGAGAAUGGCCAUUGACAUCUUCUUUUGCUGAAAAUCAGGAUCUUCCCCACUCCUCAUAUAAAUCCCAGAUCACCACAACAGAGGAAAAGCAAAUAUACCUUCUUCGUUUUGCUUAUUAAGCGGAGAAACAUAGAGAAGUUGCCCAACCACCAAGGAAGAAAAAUGGCUAGGAAGAGAAAGGCUGGUGAGUGUGUAGAAGAGAAAAUUCCUAGUGAAGGGAACAUGGCUUGGGAUGAGAUGGUGAAGGAAGCUGCUGCAGCAGCAGCUCUUGGAGGAGCUCGGCGAGCUAGGAAGAGAUUUGUAGGAGUCCGUCAAAGGCCAUCAGGGCGAUGGGUGGCUGAGAUUAAGGAUACCAUACAGAAGAUAAGGGUGUGGCUGGGCACUUUUGACACAGCUGAGGAAGCGGCCAGGGCCUAUGAUGAGGCUGCUUGCUUGCUUCGCGGUGCAAAUACUCGCACAAACUUCUGGCCUUGUUCUCCCUCGUCCUCUUCAACCCCAGCCCUUCCUUCAAAAAUCACAAACCUCCUUCUCCAUAGGCUCAAAACAAGAAGCAAUGCUUCUGCUUCAUCUGCUUCUGUGCCCAUCAACCACGAACAAAAGCAACUAGAAGAAUAUAGGGAAGAAGUCACAGAUUUUUCAGACACCCAAUUCACUGAUUUCCUCAAUGAUCCUGAGGAUUAUGUAACAUGCAACAAUAUCAUUGCUGAUGCUAGUCCAAGUGCCGGCGAAUACAUGACCAUAAGUCCUGACCCGAGUUUCACAAAGGAAAGUUGCGGAAGUAAAGAACCAGACUUGGAUUGUAACUGGACUGACGUAGUAGAGUCUUCUAGUGGUGAUGGUACUUUUGGUGGGGAAGGAGAAGAAGAUGGGGAAGAAGAAGGCACUGACCUUGGCCCUUUGGAUUUCCAGUUUGUAGACAACAUUGGAUCAUCUUGUUACUAUCCUGCUUUUGAGAUCGCUGAAGAGAUAGUGGAGCCCAUAGAGCAAGAGAAUUAUAGCGACGAGCCGUCAAUGCUCAGAGCAGCCAUGAAGAGGAUGGUAUAUGAAAGGAAGUUCUCAGCCUCUCUUUAUGCCUUCAAUGGGAUACCUGAGUGCUUAAAGUUGAAGCUGGGAUCUGGAAAUGUGAUUGGGAAGUCAGGGAUGUCUGAUCAAUUGACUAAACUCCAAAAUGCAUGUAACAAGAACCAAGAGAAGGACGAAAACAAGCAAGUGAUAGGGAAGCAGGAGGAGGAAAACCCACAAACUUCAACUGAUGUGGGAUCUUCUUCUUCUUCUUCCGCCUCCUCUUCUUCGAGCAAUGAUGGAGAAUUGUCACUUUGGAGCUCUCUUGAUCUCCCACCCAUCUGCUUUGUCAAUUAGUUGAUGGACAACGUAUCAUUAUUAACAUUUUAUGCUCUCAUAUUCUUUUAGAUGUAACAUCUAUUAUAAUCUAUACUGUUUUAUGCAGUGCUGAUCUUCUGAUUA
Messenger RNA from Vitis riparia (riverbank grape), 3064 nucleotides. Its product is annotated as ethylene-responsive transcription factor ERN1-like. Gene Ontology annotation, molecular function: DNA-binding transcription factor activity; DNA binding. Lineage: Eukaryota; Viridiplantae; Streptophyta; Magnoliopsida; Vitales; Vitaceae. Gene Ontology annotation, biological process: regulation of DNA-templated transcription. The record is from RefSeq and is a predicted model, not a curated record. The transcript has 2 exons. The coding region runs from base 1763 to 2959 and encodes 398 amino acids.